Messenger RNA from Closterium sp. NIES-65, 360 nucleotides. NCBI's taxonomy places the organism in Eukaryota, Viridiplantae, Streptophyta, Zygnematophyceae, Desmidiales, Closteriaceae. The record is from the annotation of a GenBank genome assembly.
AUGUACAUAUUUGCCCUAUGGUUCGUGAAGACUAUACUGGGCGUCCGCGCGGCGCGCAUAAAGUACCGCAUCUUCGCGCCCGUCAUGUCCGGCAAUCCCGACUUUGACCGCGUCAUCCGCGUGCAGGCCAACUUCGUCGAGCAGUUUCCGUCAUUCAUCACGGCCAUGUUCCUCUGCACGCUGUUUGAAGGCGGUACAGUGGCAGCAGCACUGGGUGCUGUGUGGGUGGUCUGUCGUGCCGCACAUGGGGAGCGGUAUAGUGCACGCAAGCUAGGUCAUGGAGCAACAGAGCUGCCAAUCCAUCAUGAGUUCAAUUCACACGUCAUCAAGAGCCUCUUGUCACUUGUGAAUGCGAAGUAG